Messenger RNA from Pseudonaja textilis, 9048 nucleotides. RefSeq names its product transcriptional repressor GATA binding 1 (gene TRPS1). Gene Ontology annotation, molecular function: zinc ion binding; DNA-binding transcription factor activity; RNA polymerase II transcription regulatory region sequence-specific DNA binding. Lineage: Eukaryota; Metazoa; Chordata; Lepidosauria; Squamata; Elapidae. Gene Ontology annotation, biological process: regulation of transcription by RNA polymerase II. The record is from RefSeq and is a predicted model, not a curated record. Gene Ontology annotation, cellular component: nucleus.
UCUCUCCUCCUUCCUUCCUUCCCUCUUCCCCCCCCUCUCCUCCCUCCCCACCUCUUCCAAAAUAAUCCCAAGAUCAACUCUUGUUGCAAACAACAGAAAGACGGUUCAUGGCGCAAGCGGCGGUGCCACCAUCUUUCCAGGCGCUGCGACCAUUAUUGCUCGUAUUAUUGCUGAUUAAUCAACAGGACUUAAUCUGAACCAAAAUUUCCUACCUGGAAUUUGAUUCGGUGCCAGAUUACAAUCCUGGAAAUAUUUAUCACGGAGAGUUACUAUGUGCAGAUCAGCUCUCAGAAUGUCUUCUGUGUCUGCUGUGUAUCUCCUAAGCCAGUUGUGUUAGCCUUCCAGCUAAUUGACUAAUAGAAUUAAUAACAAUAAAAACAAAACACAACAAAAAGCAUUGUAGAGCCACAUGCCUUAUGAAGUCAAUGCUGGGUAUGAUUUUACAAAUAUGGUCCGGAAAAAGAAUCCCCCUCUAAGAAACGUUGUUAGAGAAGGAGAAACAGAGACCCUUCAAUCGCCAGGUACAGAAAGUGACAAUACUGAAAGAAAAGAAGAAUUUUCUGCCGGUCAGAUGCAAGACAACACUGAGUUGGGUGAGGCUGUGGAGCAAAAUGAUGAGGACUUUUGCACGCAUGUACCAGAGCCAUCUCCCAGCUCUAAAAAGGACUUGAAAAGCUCUACAACGAGUGAAAAGGCUGGCUUCAAUUAUGAAAGCCACAGUAAGGGAGGAAAUGUUCCAUCCUUCCCUCAUGAUGAGAUGACAGACAGAAAUAUGCCGGCCUUCUCAUCUGCAGCUGUUGGGGGAAUCUCUGAGUCCUUGAAGUCUCCUCUCAGAUCAGAUGCAGAUGACACCCAAGAUGUGGCCUGCAACCUGUCAGUAGAUCUGACAGAGAAAAGUGAAGAGACUCGCACGUCACCAAAAUCUAUGGAUGAAACAAUGCAUGUGCAAAGUGGUCAAGCUGAGGGCCGGGGUUCAAGCCCAGCCUCGUUGGCCUCAAAAAACCCACAAGUGCCUUCAGAUGGGGACUUAAGGCCAAUCAAAUUGAAAGCAGAUUUGUCGGCAAAUGAGAACCCAGAUACGGCGCCUCUGUCUCCAGAGCUUCAGGACUUCAAAUGCAACAUCUGUGGCUACGGUUACUAUGGGAACGACCCCACAGAUCUUAUAAAACACUUCCGCAAGUACCACCUCGGACUACACAAUCGCACCAGGCAGGAUGCUGAGCUCGACACUAAAAUUUUGGCUCUGCACAAUAUGGUGCAGUUCAGCCAUUCCAAAGACUUCCAGAAAGUCAACUGUUCUGUGCUAUCAGGGGUUCUGCAGGACAUCAGUUCCCAAAGGCCUGUUUUGCUAAACGGGACUUAUGAUGUGCAGGUAACCUUAGGUGGGACCUUUAUUGGCAUUGGACGCAAAACUCCAGAUUGCCAAGGGAACACCAAAUAUUUCCGCUGCAAGUUCUGCAAUUUCACCUACAUGGGCAAUUCUUCAACGGAAUUGGAACACCACUUCUUGCAGACCCAUCCGAACAAGAUCAAAGCCUCCCUUCCUGUCUCCGAAGGCAGCAAAGCCACAGACAGAAACUCGAACAAGUCCAGUCCUACUGUUCGAUCGAGUGAGAUGGGAGAUUUGGCGAAAUGGCAGGACAAGAUCACCAUCAGAUGUGGAGAUGACACUCCAGUUGGCUACUCGGUGCCCAUCAAGCCUCUUGAAUCCUCAAGACAAAACGGUACGGAUGCCUCCAGUUACUACUGGUGCAAAUUCUGCAGCUUUAGUUGUGAAUCCUCCAGCUCUCUCAAACUGUUAGAACAUUACAGCAAGCACCAUGGGGGGAGCCAGGCAGGGGGCCCUCACCCAGAUCGGAAUGACAAGCUCUCGAGGGGGUCAGUCAUUAAUCACAAUGACGUAACCAAAAAUGCAGACGGAGAGUUAGCAACAAAGAGCGAGAAGGGCUCUAGCGUGGCCAAAAAGAAAGACUUUUCCAGCUCAGGAGUGGAGGACCACGUGGUGACGAGCUACAAUUGUCAGUUUUGUGAUUUUAGGUACUCAAAGAGCCAUGGCCCAAAUGUAAUAGUGGUGGGGCCUCUUCUUCGUCAUUAUCAGCAGCUACACAACAUUCAUAAAUGUACUAUUAAGCACUGUCAGUUUUGUCCCCGAGGCCUCUGUAGUCCAGAAAAGCACCUUGGAGAAAUUACUUAUCCUUUUGCUUGCAGGAAAAGUAAUUGUUCCCAUUGUGCUCUCUUGCUCUUGCACUUGUCCCCUGGGAUGCCAGGAGGCACCAGAGUCAAGCAUCAGUGUCACCAGUGCUCUUUCUCCACCCCUGAUGUAGACGUUCUCCUGCUUCACUAUGAAACCACACACGAAGCCCAGGUGUCUGAAGUCAAGCAAGAAGCAAAUGCCCUGCAAGGGGGGGAUGGACCACUGACUGUCAAAGAAAGCAAAGAACACUCGUGUACCAAAUGUGACUUUGUCACUCAGGUAGAGGAGGAGAUUUCUCGACAUUACAGGAGAGUCCAUAAUUGUUAUAAAUGCCAUCAGUGCAGCUUUACAGCGCUUGAUACACAGUCCUUACUGGAACACUUCAACACUGUGCACUGUCAAGAAAUGGACAUCACCACAGCCAAUGGGGAAGAUAGCCAUGGGAUGGCGGCUGCUCUCAAGGAAGAAUCCAAAACUGAUCUGAAGGUUUAUAACCUGAUCAGUUCAGAUCCAAAAAUGGGGGAGCCCAUCUCGGAGAGUGUAGUGAAGAAGGAAAAGAUGGAAGAUAAAGAAGGAUUGAAGGAGAAAGGUUGGCCUGAUGGGUCUAGUGAUGAUCUUCGUGGUACAACUUGGAGAGGAGUGGACAUUUUGAGAGGAAGCCCAUCCUAUACCCAAACAAGCUUGGGUCUUCUGACCACAGUGUCUGUUGUCCAAGAGCAGCCAAAGGCUUUAAGGGAUAGUCCAAAUGUAGAAGCUGCUCAUCUCGCAAGGCCUGUUUAUAGCUUGCCUGUUGAGACCAAGGGAUUCCUGCAAGGCAUGGUGCAAGGAAGCGGAGAAAAAUCUGGACCACUUUCUCAGCCAUAUCCUGGAUCUGCUGAUAACAAGUCAAAGGAUGAGUCUCAAUCCCUUUUACGGAGACGUAGAGGCUCGGGUGUUUUUUGUGCCAAUUGCCUGACCACAAAGACCUCACUCUGGCGAAAGAACGCAAAUGGAGGAUAUGUCUGCAAUGCGUGUGGUCUCUACCAGAAGCUUCAUUCGACUCCCAGGCCUUUAAACAUCAUUAAGCAGAACAACGGUGAGCAGAUCAUUAGGAGACGGACAAGAAAACGCCUUAACCCAGAGGCACUUCAGGCUGAGCAGCUAAACAAACAACAGAGAGGGAACAGCGAGGAACAAGUCAACGGCAGCCCAUUAGAUAGGAGGUCAGAGGAUCAUUUAACAGAAGGUCAUCAGAGAGAAAUCCAGCUUCCCAGCCUAAGUAAAUAUGAAGCCCAGGGUUCAUUGACUAAAAGCCAUUCCGCUCCUCAGUCAAUACUGGUCGGCCAAUCUCUGGAUAUUCAUAAAAGGAUGCAACCUUUGCACAUUCAGAUAAAAAGUCCUCAGGAAAGUUCUGGAGACCCAGGCAAUAGUUCCUCCAUAUCAGAAGGAAAAGGAAGCUCAGAGAGAGGCAGCCCAAUAGAAAAAUACAUGAGACCUGCUAAACACCUAAACUAUUCACCACCUGGAAGCCCUAUUGAGAAGUACCAGUACCCACUUUUUGGACUUCCAUUUGUACACAAUGAGUUUCAAAGUGAAGCUGAUUGGCUGAGAUUCUGGAGUAAAUAUAAGCUGUCCGUUCCUGGGAAUCCACACUACUUGAGUCAUGUGCCUGGCCUACCAAAUCCUUGCCAAAACUAUGUGCCUUAUCCCACCUUUAAUCUGCCUCCUCAUUUUUCAGCUGUUGGAUCUGACAAUGACAUUCCUCUAGAUUUGGCGAUAAAACAUUCCAGACCUGGGGCGACUGCAAAUGGUGCCUCUAAGGAGAAAGCUAAGACAGCAUCAAAUGUAAAAAAUGAAGGUUCCUUGAAUGUAGUUAAAAGCGAGAAAGUUGACCGAAGUACUCAAGAUGAUCUAUCAACCAAGUGUGUGCACUGUGGCAUUGUCUUUCUGGAUGAAGUGAUGUAUGCCUUGCAUAUGAGUUGCCAUGGUGACAGUGGACCUUUUCAAUGCAGCAUAUGCCAAUAUUUUUGCACGGACAAGUAUGACUUCACCACUCACAUCCAGAGGGGCCUACAUAAGAACAAUGCACAAGCAGAAACGAAUGGCAAACCGAAAGAGUAAAAUUAAAUAAAAUAAAUAAAUAAAUAAAUAAAUAAAUAAAAAACCUUAGCACUUAGCACAAUUAAACAGAAAUAGGUUUCCUUGAUGGGAAUUCAAUAGCUUGUAAUGUCUUAAGCACUUCAUAUAGCAAGCAUGCCUUAUCCAAUAUACAAUCUUUUAUUCUUCCCUCCUUUUGCUUCAUACAAGCAAACUAAAAGUUCUUAAGAAUAAUUAUUAAAUAAUAAAAAAGGAUGGCAGCUGGAAUGGGGGAGGGGUAAAGAAUAAAUCACUCGGGACCCAUCCUGCAAAAAACAAAAAAAUUAUAAAUAAGAAAGAAAAAAAAUCUAUACAAAAGACACUAUAUCAGGGAAGGUCUCUUUGCAAAACUUAACCAGGCAAAUAACGCUUUUGUUCUUGUACAAGAAACAUAACUGGCUAGAAUGCAAAGAUGUAUAAUGCUGAAGCAGGUGUACAGUACACAUAUGCACAUUGUAUAGUGAAAUGGACUUGUUAAAUAAACUGAUGCCCAGAAAUCUAGUAGUAUUUUUUUUUCUCCAUUUGGGUUCACUUUGGCCUUAUUAGAACAUCCUCCUGCAACAGCAUUUCUAGAGUCUGGAGGCAGGAGAGCAUUUCUACAAUCUGGAGGCUUUUGUUUGGUUUGGUUUGGUUUUAUUCUGUUUUGUUUCCCAGUUGUCUCUUGUGCUAAGCCAGUGGGUAGCUGUUGUUGGAUCCCUACAACAGAGCCCUUCAAUCUUUUUGAAAUCUAGAGCAGCAGGAGCAUUGCUUAAAAUAGGUUGAAGACCAGGAACAUUCAUUCUCAACCACAGCUGUUCCUUCCCUUUCACUCUGAAAUCAAGUAAAUAACAAAUUCUCAGGAAAGAUGGGAGUCUCAGAACAUGACCUUUUAUGCCAAGAAGACCUUCUUUCCAGGCUGCUUCUUAAGUUUUAAAGGUGGUGAGAAAGCCCUUUUGUAAGAGAGAUUCAUUGAAAUUCAGCUCACAAGUAAAUCUGGGGAUUGCAAACUACGUCUCAGGAGAUAGUGGAUGUAAGAUGCUUUGGCCAAAAUAUAGGAAAAGUACUCUGUUUUCUGAUUUCUCUCUCUCUCUCUGUCUUAUACGAAAGCUACUUUAUGGACUUAACAUUCAUAGUAUUAAUGUUUGACUAACUCUUCUCUCAAUUUUGCUUCAGGUAGAGUAUGGGACUGACUUUUCCCAGAAGUCCUUAAGAUUGUUUAUAUGCAGUGGUCAAUUGCUUCACCAGGCUUAACUCCGGCUUUUGGUAGUGUUUGCCUUCAUGGCCAAUCUUAUUUUUAAUAUUUUUGAGAGAAAGAUAAUAAUGACGAUGAUAAUGAUAAUAAUAAUAAUAAUAAUAAUAAUAAUAAUAAUAAACCUUUUGUAAAAUUAUUCCAUGAAGGGAAAGCUCCUCAGCAUAACUGCUCAGGGAAAUAGGGCUAAAUAACUAAAUAUUCAGUCGUUGGUUCAAGGUGCUGUUAGACAAACCUUCACAAAUGUUGCAAAAAUCUACAAAGGGUGGAUUUCGAUUCAAUUUCAUUAUCUUGGCCCAGGCAGUCCUCUUGUUGUUGUUGUUGUUGUUGUUGUUGUUCUUAUUUUUUUAAAGGGAUAUACAAGAGAUAUUACAAGCUACUGGAUGUACUGUCAGAUUAACUUAUUUCAUUUAAGAAGUUGGGAGAACAAAUAGGAAAAAAACUUAUUUUUCUAGUAAAUAUUAAUGUAUUACAUUUCAAAUAAUGGUGCCUGACAUAUUGAAUAAUUAUUUUCUACAGUGUACGUAUGCAACAAAGAUAUUCCAUCAUGCAUAAGAUUCAGCGCUGGCUCAGCCUCGCUCUGUUUACAUUUGCAAAUGUAGCAAACAAGGUAAUGAAGCAACUUUCUAUUGCAGUAGGUAUCUUUGAUUUGUGCGCGUGUGUGUGUGCAUUAAAAUUGUAAACGGUAACAUGAAAUGAAUGAACUUUGUUGAUAAUAAUGAUAUUUGGGGGAGAAGAAGAAGACGACGAAGACGAAGAAGGAAAUGAAAAUAUUUUUAUGCCUACUUAGGAGGAAGAAAAAGAGUAGCACUAUUCAUUCCAAGUACUUUUUGUAUUCUUAAGCUCUUAACUCACAUUGUUAUGCUUAAAAUGAUAAACAUAUAUCCUCUUUUUAUUGCUUUGUCUAUGUUUCAGCUGAAACAUUUCAGAGAUUAUGUCAAGAGGUGCCACCUGACUCCUUGGCACACAAGUUUUUAAUUGCAUUCUGUACUAGCAUUGCACUCCAUUUUUACCAUAUUACACCGUCGCUUCAUGUUUUCUCGUUUUGUUGCGGCUGGGGCUUUAUUUUUUUUUUUUUUUUGCAUUGCACGGUCUUAGUCUCUUACGGUUGUGGAGUAUAAUUGGUUCCUAAAUGUCACUGCAAAUGAAGAUUCAAAUGUCUGAUAUUCCAUUCUUCUUUCCCACCCACCCACCCCCUCUCUCCCUCCCUCCCUCCCUCCCUCCCUCCCUUUGAUUUUUUUUCUAGGGAUUUCCAGGCUCGAUUUCCAAGAUAGGAACUUAUGUGGAAGGUCCUUCUUCUGAGCCCACUUACAUGCUAUUAUUCCCAAUUAAAAUGAUUUAGACCAAUCAUUUCCUAGUCUACAAAAUGAGCAUUUAAAUUUAUUUGGCAAGAUAAAGUGGAGAGAAGUCACCCCAGUUUAGAGUUACAAGACUAGAAUCUUAAGAAGAAUUAAACUAGCACUUAUUUGCUAGGGGUUCAAUUUGUAGAAAGUAAAUGGGGCCUUGUUUAACUCUUAUCUCAAUUUAACUUCCCAAUAAGCCUCCUAAAUGCAACUGCUAAGUGUAUUGUUUUUAAUGUAUGUACUAAGGAAUAAAAGCUUCACUGAACACAGUGACAUAAAUUCCUGCAUAGGAUUGUACCAAGUGUGACCAUUAUAAACGGUAAAUUAUUGGGAUCCAUCUGGUUCCUUUCAACCACCUUUUGGAAAACAAAAAUAAGGCCUUCACAACAUACCACUACCAACUGGUAUUAUCCAUAGUUUGCAAAACGUAGAUGGCAAUUUGACCUGCCGUGAAUUGCAAACCCCAUGAUGAUAGUGAUUACCCAUGACUUUGCCUCUAAAAUUUAUAUUGAAAGCAAGCAGCAGGAAACCUCAAUCUGCCUGAGUGACAUUCCUAUAGCUGGUCUCCAAAGAUCUGGCUGACCUUGGCAGUUUUUUAGAGCCUACAUAGGGAACCUGUGAUGAAAGUAAUUUCUCCACUUAAUUAAAGUGAGUCUAUUAUUUGAUACCAAGGCUAAGGAUUCUCUGGUACCCUUUUUUCAACUAUAACUGCAUAUUGCCUUCAAUAUGUCAAUAUGUCCUGUCAAUUACGUAAAACAAUAUUUCAGACGCUAAAGUUGUUCUACAAUUUUAGUGUCUAUCUAGGAUUAUUAGACCACUAAAAGGCCACAAGACAGACAGUGGGUUGCAUUUCAAGGAAGAGUAAUGUUGCUUAUAUUCACAGUCCAGAAAGAAUGGCAUUCUACAUUCUUUCUGAAAAUCAUCUACUUUAGAAUCUUGAAAUAGGUAUCAUUUUUCUUCUCCAAUCCAUAUGGCAGUGGCAGGAUUUGAAAUACAUUCUUUCCCCCCCAAUUUGCUCUUGUCUCAUUAACAAUAGAAAUCAAUUAGGUUGUGAGCCAAAAAUUAAAAUGCCCCAAAUUAAGCUGAAUCACAAAAAGGGGGAGGGGAAAUUACUUAAAGAUAAAUUGAAUGCAUAAUAGGAAAUGAAAUGAGCAUUUUAAGGCAUUUUUUAAAAAAGACUAAAAAAUAUGCAUUCCCUUCAAAGAAAAUAGCACAUAACUACAGUCCACUCAGGACUUUUCAUUAAGAAGGGUGGCAGCUUGCUAAUGGUGGCCUACUGCAGGAUGACCUCUUCAGUACGCCCCCCUGUUCAGUUGCCAUUUAAAAUGUUCCCAGAUUUAUCUUAAUGAACAUACAAGGAAUACAUGCUAUUAGUAUUUUAAUUGUUAAAAAAAAUACAUUGCACAUUGCAUUUUUCCUAGUGAAAUAUUGCAAAGGCGCUGACAAAAUUGAAAUUCCAUUUCAGCUAUUUUUUAAAAAAAAAUACUUAACGUUAAGUAGCAUAUUAGGCUAUCUAUAUUUUACCUAUACUUCUAUUUUGGCUGUCCUAGAAUGAUUUUGGCUGUCCUAAAAUGAUCUCUUCCAGCUAUGGAUUUAAUUUGUCACCCAUGGAAUUACUCCUGAAAGAGAAGCUGUUUAAAAGUGAAAACUCUUGGGGAGCUGAAUAGAAUCUAAGAUCUUUUAUAUUGCUUAUCUUAACAGUGGGCUACUAAUGCUGGAUGCAGAAUAGGGCAGUUUGAAAUGCUGCUACCAUCUAAAAUGCUCCAGAUGCUUUUGCACAAAAAUAGAUUUGUUAUUGUAGAUGGAACAAUAUGUCUGUUGUAAUGCAUAACCUUUGUCUGUUUUUUAAAUUAAAAUAUUAAAUAGCCCAAUCCAACCUGUCUAAACUGAUAGAUUUUUUUUCUACACAGUAUUUCUACUCACAAACACUUUCUUUUUUUACCCACAUUCCCUCCAAUAUAUUAUGUAGAGUUAUGCUUUAGAAAAGUUUUGUUUUGCAGUACUGGGAAAAAACAACAACGCUACAGACAUGUUAUCUCCUUAUUUUAGCUAACCAAUUCUCAUGCUUUAUGCAAGUAGAUUUUCCCUUCCUUUUCUUCUCAUUACAUCCUCCGUGUUGUAUGAAAACUGUUCUAGGAAGUCCCGGAAUCUUCCAGAGCAAAGUAAGG